UUUGCACCUGAUCGAACGCAGACGAACGGACGCGACGAUCUCGAAAAUUUUGCUAUUUGGAGGCUAAAAUUAAUCAUUUGCAAUGGCUUCGGCAAACAAAUUUGUUACUUUGUUCAACGGUAAUAAGAUGCCCAUCUUAGGACUGGGAACAUGGCUGUCCAAGCCAGGUCAAGUUGAAGCGGCAGUGAAAGCAGCCAUUGAUUGCGGGUAUCGACACAUUGACUGUGCUCACGUCUACGGCAAUGAGGUUGAGGUGGGGGCGGGACUCAAAGAGAAAUUUGAUGCAAACGUCGUCAAGAGAGAAGAUAUCUUCAUCACCAGUAAGCUAUGGAACAAUAAACAUCACCCAGACGAUGUAGAGGAAGCCUGUGACAUUACCCUCAAGAACCUUCAACUCAGUUAUGUCGACUUAUACCUCAUGCAUUGGCCGAUGGCAUACCAGAGAGGCACAAAUGAUUUUCCCAAAGAUGAUAAAGGCCAGUUCAUCCCUGAAGAUGUAGACUAUGUGGAUACAUAUCUGGCAAUGGAGAAACUGGUAACAAGUGGAAAGUGCAAAGCUAUAGGACUGUCCAACUUCUCCAUGAAGAUGAUGAAACGUGUUAUUGAGAAGGCCACAAUCCAGCCUGCUAACCUACAGGUUGAACUGCAUCCCCUGCUUACUCAGGAAAAGCUGAUUGAAUUUUGCAAGGAGCAUAACAUGACGGUAACAGCUUACAGCCCUCUAGGUGCACCUGAUAGACCAUGGGUUAAGGAUGAUGAUCCUAAACUGAUGGAGGAUCCUAUUGUUACUGGCAUCGCUACUAAGAAGGGCAAGAGCCCCGCCCAAAUUCUCAUCAGGUUUUGUCUUGAGAGGGGGAUCAUCUGCAUCCCAAAGAGUGUCACCCCUAGUCGUAUACAGGCUAACUUUGAGGCGCUCAACUUUGAGCUUGAUCCUGAGGACCUUAAGACUCUGUUGGCCAUGAAUAUUGGGUACCGUGGCUGUCUUCUGGACUGGGUAAAUCACCCGCAGCAUCCCUUCCUUGGUCCAGAGAAGGAUGAUUAAUGGAAUCAAGCUCAAUAUGCGUUCUCUCUCUGAUGAGAAGAUACAUCUAAUGUUCUUAAUAAGUUUAGUACAAUUUGAUUAAAAAUCAUGUUUCUAGAAAAUAUGGUAUGAAUUAGAAUGUGAUUCUAGUGCUAACAUUUUAAUGGAUAUAUACUUGUCAUUAAGAAUUGAUGUUUGUUUAUGUUUUUUUCCCUUCUUGUAGAGAAAACUUGAUAAAGACUUGAGUUUCUUGCCAUCUGAUUUUCCAGACUUUGUGCAGCUUUUUUUUUUAAAACUUCUUUCUGAGUGCUGUUAAACUUGAAACUUUCACAUUCACAAAGUUUGCAAAUGGUUCAGAUUUGUUAAAAGUUUUAUCUGUUAACUGAGCAAUGUGAAAAAUACAGUAUACAGAAACGUCAAAGGCUCAUACGUGGUACAAUAUGUACCAUUGCUUUUGAUUUUUAUCCAGAGAACGUCACAAAUUGAAUGGGAUGUUAUGAUAAUAGAAGGUGAUAUGAUGAUAUGAUAUUUGUGUAAUUCAAUGUCAUACCAUGGUAUAUAAAAUAGUGUGUGAACAGUAGUGGUAUGAUGGCCAUUACAAUUUUUUGUUUUUAAAUAUUUUCACAAAUUGUCUAUGUCUUUCCUCUCACUUAAAAAUUAUUUGAUAAUGUUAUUAUACCUAUAUGGUCUGUAUAAGAACUCAAAUCUUUCACUAAUGUUCACUAUCAUGUCUUCACAUAAAUGAUUUGUAGGGGAUUUGAAAAUAUUAUUGGACUUUUGUUGUCACUUCUCUUUAGUUAUCGUAUCUCAGUCUUUAUGUCUUGAGGUGAUUUUAAAUACAAUUUGAUUCAAAUCCUGUUAACAGACAUAGUAUUAUGCAAGGUAUCAGAUGUGCAGAAACACAACCAUCUUGCCAUAUUUAUAAACAACUUUAUGCCUCGAUUCAACCUGGCAGAAUUUUACUUCAUAUUUCUACCUAACUACCCUACUGCUGCAUUGCAAUUGCAAAAUGGCAUAUCUUUACUUUGUUAGAAGUUUAAUCUACAGAGAUCAUUUCUAAUGUAUAUCAUCAGAGUUGUCUAUUAAUGAAGAGGAUUUUUGUUGAUUUGAUCAAAAGAUGCAAGGUACAUUAUCAUUUCAUAUAACAACCGUAGCUAUAUGUAUUUAAAUACUGAUGAUUGUUUAAAUACGACACCAGUUUUGGGUUGUCAAUAUCAGUGAGUUUACAUAGGGGUCCUGGGGGUCAUUCAGGGCAUGCUCAACAGUCUGAAUUUGACCACAUGGACACAGGUCAGAGUCUUUGAGACCCCAGAGCCUCAUGCUUGCUCCUUGCUAGAGUGGGGGCUGCUUUACAUCCUUGCCGCCCACCCUGUAUAGCUAGCAAAAUCUGCUGUGAUCGGUCAACCAUAGUCGGCUAUAGAUGAUUUUAUCUCUGCCCAUUGUUGUACUAGGGCAAAAUACAUCAUUCUACCAUUCACGUUCAUGAAUUUCAACUAUGCAAAACAUUUUUUUUCUUCACUUCUUCACACACAAAAAAAAAACUUGGAACAAUUUUUUUCUUUCUUCCAAUGUAAACGAUUCGCGAAGUGUUCUAUUUAUAUGUAUAGAUACAUUGAAAAGCUUUUGAGUAGGAAACUGAAUUAAAAAUUUUCCCUAUCUUCAUUUUAUGUUUUUAUAUAAAAGAUCAUGCCCAAAUACAAGAUAUGCAUAUUUUAUUUAGUUUUUAUUUUCUUUAAUAAUAUCAUAGUACUUACAGAUUUGCAAAUUGUUUGUUGAUUUCAGAAUCUAUGUUAUCCUAAAGAUCACUUAUGAAAGAGUAUUAUUAUUCAUUUGAUGAUAUAAAUGAAUUUGUACUAAGAGGCACCAAAGCAGCUAAUCGUUAUCAUGUUUUUCUCCAUAAAGGUGCAAUUCUUUGUUGAGAAUCUGUAUCUCCUAUUUCUAGUUUAGAUAAAACACUGUCAAGUCUAUACUAAUAUUCUGCCAUUUACUAUGAUACGUGUGGGAUAUGAAACACUACCAUUAAACCAAUAGAGUUUGUGUUAUUCUGAUGAGAAUGAAUAAAUCAAGUAAUAUAUAAAACAAAA
Molecule: messenger RNA, 3105 nt
Organism: Strongylocentrotus purpuratus (purple sea urchin)
Lineage: Eukaryota; Metazoa; Echinodermata; Echinoidea; Camarodonta; Strongylocentrotidae
Product: aldo-keto reductase family 1 member B1
Exons: 9
Coding region: 83-1042 (319 amino acids)
Cellular component (GO): cytosol
Molecular function (GO): aldose reductase (NADPH) activity
Source: RefSeq, a predicted model, not a curated record